UUGUGAAGAGAGUCCAGUCUGGUCGGCAUUCAAGCAGUGGCGACGGCGGCGCGCACGACUACAUAACUGCUCUCUCUCUGUUCCAAGGAUUUCGAGUUUUUUUUUUGUAUAUAUAUUUAUACCAUAUUUUUCUUGGAUCCAUCAUAUUUGGUAGCAUCAGGACAUCUUUGUUCAGAAUGAGACAAUUCUUAGUCUUGGUCUGCACUCUGGUGGUCGGUAUUUCGGCCCAGAGUUUGGACGAUUUGAUCUCCCAGAUUUAUAAGCCAACGACUGAUUCGCCCAACCUGCAGCCAGGUCUUCCCGGAAUCGGUGGUACCGGAGAUACUUGUAUCUGCGUACCAUACUACCUCUGCAACAGCAACAACACCAUCAACACCAACGGAGAAGGUCUCAUCGAUAUUAGGAUCCAAGAGUGCCCAACUUCAUUGGAGUUCUGCUGCAACAAACCCGACAUCACCGAGCAGAAGAUCACGCCGAAGCCGCCAGUGAAGAGGAUCGGUUGCGGUUACCGUAACGCCGAUGGUAUUGGUUUCAGGAUCAGCGGAGACGGCGACAAUGAGGCUCAAUACGGUGAAUUCCCAUGGAUGGUAGCUAUUUUGAGGGAGGAAGUCGUCGCUGAUAACCCAAACAAAUUGAACGUGUACCAAUGCGGAGGAGCCUUGAUCCAUCCAUCCGUCGUCUUGACCGCCGCUCAUUGCGUGAACGGUAAGGAUAAGAAGUUCAAGAUCAGAGCUGGCGAAUGGGACACGCAGACCAAGAACGAACUCUUCGAAAAUCAGGACAGGCUCGUCAAAUCAGUCAUCGUGCACAACCAGUACUACGCCGGAGCUCUUUACAACGAUAUCGCUUUGCUGAUCUUGGAAACGCCGGUGGUUAUCGCUGAGAACGUUGAUGUUAUCUGCUUACCUCCUCAAGAAUUAUCCGUUGAGAAUACCAGAUGCUUCGCAACCGGAUGGGGCAAAGACGUGUUCGGAAAGGAAGGCAAGUACCAGGUCAUCCUGAAGAAGGUCGAGCUUCCGAUCGUGAGCAGACCUACCUGCCAGGAUAACUUGCGCACCACGAGGUUGGGCAAGUUCUUCGAGCUCCAUAACAGCUUCAUCUGCGCCGGCGGUGAACCUGGAAAGGAUACCUGCAAGGGUGACGGUGGUAGUCCAUUGGUGUGCCCCAUUCCUGGUAAACCAAACAGGUACUACCAAGCUGGAAUUGUUGCCUGGGGCAUCGGAUGCGGAGAGAAGCAAAUUCCUGGCGUGUACGUGAACAUCCCUCUCUUCCGCAACUGGAUCAACGAGCAGAUGGCUGCAAACGGUUUUGACACCACCUCUUACAGCUACGAAUAAAUUGAACAGCAUCUUCACAUCCA
Molecule: messenger RNA, 1360 nt
Organism: Nicrophorus vespilloides
Lineage: Eukaryota; Metazoa; Arthropoda; Insecta; Coleoptera; Silphidae
Product: tryptase-2-like
Exons: 3
Coding region: 177-1337 (386 amino acids)
Biological process (GO): proteolysis
Molecular function (GO): serine-type endopeptidase activity
Source: RefSeq, a predicted model, not a curated record